UGCUUAUUUGAGGUUAAUAUGAAAAAGGGUGGUCGCUAUCAGCACGUCUAGGAAUCCGUACAUAUUCACUGUUGUAACCCAAGUCGCAGGACACAAAAUAGCCGUUAGGGAAAAACGGAGCUGUAGAAUGUCACCAGCAGUGUAUGCGCAUGAGCUUGACAAUGCAUUUCUCGCAGAAAAUGUAGUUUGUCACCUUUUUUUUAAAAGUUCAUUACACUACAGUGGUGAUAGAAGUGACAAGAAUUAAGUGGUACUGUGCUGUUAUCCUUUACUGAUCGCCAUACAAGGUUAAUGUGAAGUAACUAGCGCAAUCUGACAGCGCUAACCCAUAAAAAUGUACUUUGAAUAGUACUCUACUUGGUCAAUCGAAUGGUAAAUGUGAAAAAUAUUCGAUUAUCAGUGGCACUGAAAUUUUAUGUCACACUCUCAAUAACCGGCAAAAGGCCCAGUAGGAGACUGAAUUAAACCUUUUAAAGUUAUGUAUUUUCUGAAUCGUUAUCGAUUCCGCUUGGUCACAGUGAGCGAAACUAGGCGAUAUGAGCGUAUAGUUGCUAUGUACAUUAUGUCAGAAGGAUUCAGCCUAGUUGUUUGCUACCUAAACUUCACAGCACACUCAUCGCCGUUAACUAAAUGUAUACGUAUGAAGUAGUUUUUUUUUUAUUUUUUUUUUUACAUUUAGAGAGUUUAUUAUCUGUAUUUUUACAGGACAUACAUUUAGGUAAUGAUGUUGUUGGGAAAGCGGAGACAUAUACACACGUAACGACAUGGCUCUCAAGCCCGUGGAAAAGCAAACCGGUUCUUAGAAGGUUCGCAAGUUGAACCAACUGCGAACCGGCACUAGCACCAGCCCAGAACCAGAACUAGGUUCACGUUGGUGGAAAAGAGGUAAUAGUGAAACGUGAGUUCAUUUCCUCUAUUUAAUCAUGUAGCAAAUUUCUAAGGAACUCCUUCGUGAAACUUAUGUACAUUACUUAUCUAAUCCUCUGGUAAAUUCCCAGUAAAUCCCUUUGUGAAACUUGUUUACAUUAUCGCUAUCUAAUUGCUUUAUAAAGGCUGAGUGAAGAAAUAGAAGAAUAUGUUCAUCGCACAGCACCAUAGAUCCACCGGUCUGUUUUCUUCCAGCUGGUAUCUACAGGUAAGAUCCACCAUGGUCUCCUUCCCAAUGUCGAAUCUCAUUUUUGUGGCUGUUCUUUCUGGCCUAACUUUGGUGUCUGAGCAGUGCGCGGACACCUGUCCUGAAGGCUGGAAAGGUUUCAACGGCUGCUGCUACAAGCAUUUUGACCUUCUGAAAAACUGGUGGGAAGCUGAGUCCCACUGUAUGAACCUAGGUGGACAUCUGGCAUCGGUGCACAGCAAUGUGGAAUAUCAGUUUCUGAGGGAGCUCAACAAGUACUCCGACCCACAUGACAGUAUAUUCUGGAUUGGGCUGACAGACAUCCAAAAGGAGGGCACAUGGGUUUGGUCAGACCGCUCUGCAGUGGACUUCACCACCUGGAAUCCUGGGCAGCCUGACGACUGGCAGGGUGUUGAGGACUGCGUGCACGCAAACGUGCCUGAACAGAAAAACUGGAACGAUGUGUAUUGCAGUCAGACGUACCAUUUCAUCUGUGCUGUGUAUUCGAACGCGGCGGGGAAGUGACGUGCUGGCGUCGACGAAUAAAAAAGCAGCUCUCGGACGCUGUCCGAAGGAUAUGCGCUUGAAGCUUUGAUUUCUCACCCUCUAUUAUCGCUAUAUCUGUUACCUCUGUCCCUCUAAUAAAGUCUUCUUUUAAGCAUGUUA
Molecule: messenger RNA, 1780 nt
Organism: Anguilla anguilla (European eel)
Lineage: Eukaryota; Metazoa; Chordata; Actinopteri; Anguilliformes; Anguillidae
Product: lactose-binding lectin l-2-like
Exons: 6
Coding region: 1076-1639 (187 amino acids)
Source: RefSeq, a predicted model, not a curated record